GUGAGAAACUUCGCUCACUCCUCCCCCACUAUCUUAUUCCCAAAUUCCCUCUGACACCAUACCUAACUUCUUUCAGGAGUAGCCGCAGCCACCGGUGGUUCUGUCAGCAAGUACAGGGUGUCUUUUGUCCCUGUUUGGCCGAUUUGAGGUCCCCGGCCGUUCUCAGAGCUUUUCCCAGCCCGGUUCCUUUUGGGAAUUUGGGUUCAACCGGAGUGACUCAUCCAAGUUUCCCCGCACGGUUCUGCCUGAGGAAUGAGAGGACUAUCGCAGCGGAAGAGCCGAAAACCGCAUGUUUGAAUGAACAAAAUGGACAGCAAGGAUAUUGACGCCGAGCUUGGGGGGAAAUCUCUGCCCGGAGCAACAUCUCCCCAUUCACAACUGAUCACAAACCCGGCACGGCCUGACCCGGAGGGGGAGAGCAGCCCCCCGAAGACAGACCCAACCCAGAGGAUGGAGUCCCCUGUUAAGAAAGACACAGACCGGAGGUUGACUACCCCCACGAAAACUGACAUCAUCCCCCGAUCUCCUGCGUCGCCGGCAUCACCUGUCCCCAGGUCGAAACGAGAUAUAGUCAAGUCAGAGGACAGGCAGAGGCUUGCCAAGGAGCGGAGGGAGGAGAAGGCCAAAUAUCUGGAAGAGCUCAGCCAGUUACAAGCUGCUAAAAAGAACCAGUGGCUGGAGAAGGAGGAGAAGGCACGGCAGCUGAGAGAGCAGCAGCUGGAGGAGCGCCGCCGGAAGCUGGAGGAGCAGCGGAUCAAGGCAGAGAAACGCCGGGCCGCCCUGGAAGAGAGACAGAAACAAAAGCUGGAGAAGAACAAAGAACGAUAUGAGGCAGCCAUCCAGAGGUCCACUAAGAAGACCUGGGCUGAGAUCCGCCAACAGAGGUGGUCCUGGGCUGGGGGCCUCAGCCAGAACUCCAGCCAGAAAGAAAGCAGAUGCUCUGUGUCGGCGGUCAACCUGCCCAAACACGUGGACUCUGUUAUAAACAAGCGCCUCUCCAAGUCCUCCGCCACCCUCUGGAACUCCCCCAGCAGAACCCGCAACCUUGCACUGAGUCCAUGGGAGAGCAGUAUAGUGGACCGGCUGAUGACGCCCACCCUGUCCUUCCUUGCCCGCAGCCGCAGUGCUGCAAGUGUCCUCAGCAACGGCAAGGAUGCCCCAUCCGCGCUCUGCCCCCGCUCGGCCUCGGCCAGCCCCCUGACCCUGUGCGCCCACCGGCCCCACCACCGCUGCUCCGACCGCUGGAGGGUGACGUCCAGCACGCCUGACAUCACCCAGCGCCAACACAGACGGAGCUCCACGCCCAUGGAUAAAAAUAAGAAAGAAAAGAAAGACAAGGAACGGGAGAACGAGAAGGAAAGAAGUGCCCUCACUAAAGAGAAGGUGCUAAAGAAGAGACAGUCUCUGCCCAGUAUGAGAUACAGACAUGAUCCAAGCCCCAGUCCUUUAUCAAGACAAAGGCCCUCAUCUCCAGCCACUCCUAAGGGCAGAACUGCCUCUCCCAGCCCUGCUGCCUCCCCCAGCCCAAAGCCUCUAUCCUCCCGUGGCAGCCCCUCCACCCCCAAGGCCCGGCCCAAGCGAGCCAGGACCCCUGCCAGAAUAGACCACCGCAACUCCUCCCCCAUCCCCUUGGAGAGAGCCAAGGAGCCUUGCAGGCCUGCCACCCCCGAGGCGAGGAAGAGCUCGCCUGUGGUUCCUGCCAUCGUUGUCUCCUCAGCCCCUGUCACGUCACCUUCAGUGACCACAUCGAUCACAACAGCUUCCACUGCCUCAACAACACAGCAGGUCCAAUCAGCUCCCAGCGUCCCUGUGACAUCACCCACACCCUCUCCCUCAGCCAAGCCCAUGGCUGGCACCAACGACCCCGAGGAGGCGGCCCGCAUCCUGGCUGAGAAACGACGGCAGGCCCGUGAGCAGAGGGAGAGAGAGGAGCAGGAGCGACGUGAGCAGGAGGAGAAGGAGAGGAUCCUGAGAGAGGAGCGAAUCGUGAGGGAGGCAGAGGAGAGGCGGCGCAGGGAGGAGGAGGCCCGCGCCAUGGCUGAGGAGCAGCGGAGGAGGGACGAAGCCCAGCGGCUGCAGGAGGAGAAAGAGGCCGAGGAGAGAGCCAAGGCCGAGCAGGAGGAGAACCAGCGCCUGCAGAAACAGAAAGAAGAGGCUGAGGCUAAAGCCCGUGAGGAAGCAGAGAAGCAGCGUCUGGAGAGAGAGAAACACUUCCAAAAGGAGGAGCAGGAGAGACUGGAGAGGAAAAAGCGCCUGGAGGAGAUCAUGAAGCGGACACGCAAAACAGAUGUAGGGGACAAGAAAGAGACCAAAUCCUCCCCAACCACCCAGGUCAAUGGCAAAGAGGCAGAAGGCAGCAAAGCAUCUGCCGACUACCAGCCAAGGCCAGAAGUCAACCUGUCCAAUAACAAAACAGAAAACGGACAGACCGAUGUGAGAGAAAGUCCCUCAGUUCAAGUUGUCAACGGGGUCCAGUCCUCCAGACAUGAGAAUGGUCUGUCCACUAAGGGAGACGCUGCCCACUUUGAAGAGAUCAUCCAGCUGGCCAAUCAUGGCAACGGCACCAACGAAGGGCGGGAAAAGUCUGAGACCAGCAUCCCCAUCGAGCCGAUCCUUGCUUUUGAAAGCGAGGAGCCGUUCAUGAAAAAAGCAGGCCCCAUAAAGCCUCAGCAUGUUGCAGAGGUCCUGUGAGAUGUGCCAGUGUUGAAGUGCUCAUCGCCUUAGGCCACUGACCUCCUCCAGCCCAGCCACCACUCGCAUGGGGAGACAGAAACCCUCUUUGACAGAGCACAGCCCUGUGACCUGUGCCAAACAAUCACUGACUGCUUUAUAGCUCCCUCUCUCUCUCAAAAAAAAAAAAUAAAAAUAGAAAUAAAAUAAACUCCUCUCUCAAGAUAAAGGGGCCAGAGAAGAAGAUGAAGAAGAAGCAACUCUGCAGUCUGCAUCAAGACACAAGCAAAACACAGAACAGGAUGAAAGAUGUUGCCACAUGCCACCCUAUCAGGUGCAUUAGUGUUAACAUUUCCAAUGAUCUUCAUGGCACCAAUUCCAUGCACCUUAAUACUUGACUGUAUCAUCCAUUGUACAAUACAGUACAGCUGAGUAAUUGUUAUUAUGACAAGCUGGAAAAAAGAAGUGAGUUUGCUUUUUUGGUCUUAUGUUUAGUUAUUUAACUUGAAGAGAAAUGUAACGACUGGGUACAAGUUUAUGUGAAUAAUGUAAAUGAAAUUUUGUGUGUUGGAUAAAGGAGGGAGGGGUCUGUGGAACAAAGGGUUUAUGUAAGGGAGUCGACUUUUAUGCAACUCUGCUCUUAGUAGGCCUUCUCAGUCAAACCCAGGUAUUAUAUACAUUGAUUACAUCCUGGUCUGUGAAAAUCUCAAAUGGAUUGUUAUUACAUGAUAUGUAAACUCAUUUUCAGUUUAAACUUAACUCUCCUACAUUAUGACUGAUUGUAUGCAACUGGAUGUACUGGAUGUAAUAAUAAGUGUGUAAGUUUGACAGGAAAUCACAGAGGAAAUUUAGAACCAGUAUUCAUAAAUCCAAGUUCAAAAUAGAAAAACAAGUCAUGCGUCCAAGUUGGAAAUAGAAUGUAAACUAGGGGUUUACCCCCCACACUUAAUGAUUCAUGCAGUUGUUUUUUUGUUUUUCUAAACGUGCAAGCAUGACUCAGUUUUCUCUAAUUUGCAUUGUGAUUCCACAGACUCAUAUUUGAAUUGCUGGUGCGUGUAUAUGCUAUAAAUAUAUUUUGAUGUGUGUUUAAAGGUCAGUGGGAGUGUCAAAGUCUUAUUAAAGACAAGCUGUCCAGUCUGCAGCAUCA
This is a messenger RNA of Myripristis murdjan (pinecone soldierfish), 3817 nucleotides long. RefSeq names its product MAP7 domain containing 1a (gene map7d1a). The transcript has 19 exons. The record is from RefSeq and is a predicted model, not a curated record. The coding region runs from base 298 to 2691 and encodes 797 amino acids. Gene Ontology annotation, cellular component: microtubule cytoskeleton. Gene Ontology annotation, biological process: microtubule cytoskeleton organization. NCBI's taxonomy places the organism in Eukaryota, Metazoa, Chordata, Actinopteri, Holocentriformes, Holocentridae.